AUGGGCGCCUUCAUGGGGUGCUGUCCGACGGCUGCGGCCAGCAAGCGAGUGAGCGCGGACAGCUUUCCGUCGGAUGCGGUGAUCUACGCGCGGGACGACCACACCAGCACGUUUCAGCAGGUCAGGCUAGCGCGGGAUCUGCAUAAAUUUGCAGGUGGUACACUCUGGCUGGAGUUUGUCUACGAGGACAUCCUGGAGGAGGUGAGGAAGGCUUUUGCUACCCAAAGCGCCGACGACGAUGCUGAAGCACUGGAUGCUGUGCUCGCGUCCAUUAAGCACAACGGCUGGUCCGUCGAGUUCAACAAGUCCCUCGUGAACUUGCUGGUCGUUGCACGGAAACAUGGCAUGAAUUUUCAUGCCUUGGAUGAUCCCGAGUGGUCCAAAGAUGCGUUCAUCGCGAAGUACGGUAGCAAUCUGGGUGGCAUGCGCUACUUGGCCAAUCGAGCGUCGCAUCUUGACGACCAUGAGGGAGCUACUUCCAGAUGGUGUGACAAGAUUGUCAAGCUGAG
Molecule: messenger RNA, 509 nt
Organism: Symbiodinium necroappetens
Lineage: Eukaryota; Dinophyceae; Suessiales; Symbiodiniaceae
Source: the annotation of a GenBank genome assembly